AUGGGAGAGGCUCUGCAGGAGCGCCGAGGAGCCACCCUGCUGCCCAGGAGCUGCUGCAGCCACCGGGGAAUCGCCAGCAGCCAUGCCGAGCUGGCUGGGUGCAAGAUGACCCUCACGACCACGCCAGCAGCCAGCGUCGCACAGGCUUUCUUUUGCCUCCUGCUGUGCGUCCCCUGGGGCAGCUCCUGCCCCCCAAGCUGCCAGUGCACGGAGCGGGCAGGGGCGAAGGCCGUUCUCUGCAGCUCCCGGCACUUGGAGGAGAUCCCCAAGGACAUCCCCAAAGACGCGGUGUUCCUCAAGCUGGAUGCCAACAGCAUCACUAAGAUCCCCAGCAAUGCCUUCAGGCACCUUUCCCACCUGGAGGAACUCGAUCUCUCCAGGAAGGCCAUUGAGAAGAUUGACAGGGCGGCUUUCAAAGGGGUGGCUGCCGGGCUGCGUACCCUUGACCUCUCCAGCAACCGCAUCCGCAGCAUCCCCAAGGAGGCCUUCCUGGCGCUCAAUGCCAAGCUCCGGCUGGCCAACAACCCCUGGCACUGUGAGUGUGCCUUGCAGGAGGUGUUGUGGGAGGCACAGCUGGACCCCGACUCCGUCCAGGACAUCACCUGCCACACGGCCCCGCGUGAGGAGUACGUGGGCAAGCCACUGCUCCAGGUCCUGGAUGCUGGUGUCAACUUUUGCAGUGUGCGUCAGAGGACCACGGACGUGGCCAUGUUCAUCACCAUGUUUGGCUGGUUCGCCAUGGUCAUUGUCUACGUGAUCUGCUAUGUCCGGCACAAUCAAGAGGACACCUGCAAGCACGUGGAGUACCUGAAGUCACUGCCAAGCACCCAGAACCAUGCAGAGACCACCAGCACUGCCCUGUAG
Messenger RNA from Nipponia nippon (crested ibis), 864 nucleotides. The record is from RefSeq and is a predicted model, not a curated record. Lineage: Eukaryota; Metazoa; Chordata; Aves; Pelecaniformes; Threskiornithidae.